This is a messenger RNA of Photinus pyralis (common eastern firefly), 3994 nucleotides long. RefSeq names its product mucin-3A-like. The transcript is spliced from 25 exons. Gene Ontology annotation, biological process: homophilic cell-cell adhesion. Gene Ontology annotation, cellular component: membrane. Gene Ontology annotation, molecular function: calcium ion binding. The coding region runs from base 95 to 3892 and encodes 1265 amino acids. The record is from RefSeq and is a predicted model, not a curated record. Lineage: Eukaryota; Metazoa; Arthropoda; Insecta; Coleoptera; Lampyridae.
UGAUAACUAAUGAAAAUCGAUUAGAUAAAACAGUCCGUCGUUUUUAUGUACUCACUAACCUAAUGGAACAUGUUGCACAAUUAAAUUAAAAAAUAUGGAUAUCUUGUUCCUGUGUCUAAUAUUUGGUCUGUUAGGAAGUUCUGGCGCGGAUCUGAAUGGAAAUUGCGAGCUGGAGGAGGUCACUGCUGGAUACUGGUCAACUGAGUACACCAAUCAGAAGGUCAAUGAUGAUGAGACGAAGGAAUUUAAACGGUUUAAAGCUACCAAUGUGGAAGGUGUUAAGAUUUCAACGGUAAACAACUACAAGUACUUUUCGGUUCAGCUUGAAGAUAACGCCGUCAUAAUUUCCCCGUCGGCGGAAUUCAAAAAUAUCGAAAUUAAUGAAAAUAGUAAUAGACAGUUCAAAAUUAUAGCUAGUCUAAUUUUCAGUUGUACGAACGGAUCUGGAGUUUUGGCGUUUUACCAACCCAUAAAUGAUUUGAACACGUAUACUCCCGAGUUUCAACAAUCUUCCUACAGUUACCGUCUUCCGAUGCCUCUACCAGCUAACUUUGACAUGUCAUGCUUGUUUGACGUACCCAUCGUCGUUUGCGAUCAAGAUAUCACGAAUACUCAAGUGACUUUUGCCAUUACUCCUUCGGAAGACUUUUCAAUUAUUUGGCAAGGAGCGACUGACACCAGUAACAAAUGCCACAGAGCUGUUGUUAAAACUGCAAAACCACUGUCUCUAACAGAGCUAAAAGACUACGUUUUGUCGGCUACAGAUAUUGGUACUCCGACCAAGAGGAGUGAGGCCCAACUUCGAAUAGAAGUGAAUCAGGAGCAGUCAAUACCAAAGAAUCCACAAUUUAAGUUGGCGUACUACACCGCAAGGUACAAUGACGAAAAGGACACGCACAGCGUGACAUUUGAUACCGAUAUAACCUUGAAUCUCAAUGAUUACGUCACCACUUACUCUUUAGAAGGAGAGCACAAACAGCACUUUGAUCUACAAUCGACAAGUAAUGGAGUUGCAGUAACUUUGAAAACUAAUUUGCCUGAUGAGGUUUUGAACGAAAACGCCAUUGUGUUGCUUACCCUCGAAGCGAAGAUUGAUAAAGCGGAAGACACAGGCCGGACUGUUUUGGUCGUUUAUUUGCCGAAGAAAGUUACAACGACGCCUGCACCGACAACAUGCCCAGAGACAGUCACACCGACCGAGUGCCCCGUGUGCACAACUGAGCCAUCAGUCUCUACAACAAUUGCCGUGUGCCCCACUUGUAAACCUUGCUCUACGGAAUGUCCACCUUGCUCAACUACUGAAAAUCCGGAAUGCCCAACGUGUGCACCGUGCACUGCAUGUCCAACUACAGAGCGCCCUGCAGUAUCAUCAACAACUUCAACAGAUCCCGAGAGUUCCUCUACAGAGCGCCCUGCAACAAGUUCACCACGCCCUCCAUCCCCAUCAACAACUUAUCAGACUAGUACGGAGAGUCUAGUGACAUCAGAAUGGUCUACUUCACCAGAUCCGGAAUGCCCAAUUAUAACGUGUGAACCGUGCACAGUAUGUCCAACUACAGAGCGUCCUGCAGUAUCAUCAACAACUUCAACAUAUCCCGAGAGUUCCUCUACAGAGCGCCCUGCAACAAGUUCACCACGCCCUCCAUCCUCAUCAACAACCUAUCAGACUAGUCUAGUGACAUCAGAAUCGUCUACUUCACCAGAUCCGGAGUGCCCAAUAACGUGUAAACCCUGCACUGAAUGUCCAGCUACAGAGUGCCCUGCAUUAUCAUCCACUUCACGAUAUCCCGAGUCCACCACGUGCAAGCCUUGUACCGAGUGUCCCCCUACGGUGUGCCCUUCAACAAGUUCACCAUGCCCUGAAUGCCCAACAACGUGUAAGCCUUGUACGGAAUGUCCAGUAACAGGAUGGUCUACUUUACCAGGUCCAGAAUGUCCGACCACAUGUGGAACUCCAACCGAAUGCCCCCCAUGUUCGACUACUCCAAAUCCACCCACGCCGACCAUAAGUUUUGAACAGAAAACUUACGUUUUCACAAUUCCACCUAUCGCAUCAAUCACUGUGGGUGUCGUGAGAGCGAAUUCCAAUACGCAAGAGGCUGUUAAAUAUACAAUGCACCCAUUAGAAGGUUCUACGAUUCCGACGCAACUCAAGCUAAGUGAGUCAAGUGGAAGGUUGACGGUAGAAGAGAAGCUCACCAUUGGCACCUACAAGUUUCAAAUAAAAGCUGAAGGGGUUGUAAGUAAAGUAGGCGACGUCACAGACGUUGUAAUUAACGUUGUCACUGAAGCAGCUACAAUGUAUUCCGUAAUUGUGAAAGAAAUAGAUGAGCUAUCCGAAGCUGUGAUUACUUUGCCCUGUGAAAAAACGACGUCAACUUGCGCUUACGAAUUUGACUAUCAGUACCCAGAGACUAACCCACCACUGUUCACCGUCGAAAAUGGUCACCUAAAAAGUUCAAGCAUAAAUCUACAAAUGGAUCAAAUAAAAAAUCUCCUAGUACCCCAGUUCACCGUGAACCUAAAGUUGCGCCAAAAGGCGCCUACACUCAGAAACUUAACAUCUGUACGAGCGCUAAAUGUGAAAGCUGAAGAGAGCAGGCAAUGGGUACUGCUCCCCACUCAACUUCGACGCGAAUCGGAUUCGCUUUUGGUUUCCGUCAUUAUUAACGACAUCAACAAUAAUCCGCCCGUUUUUAAAGAGGGAACUAAUUUGGUGGUGGGAUACCCUGUUCAGAAACUGGUUCACGAAUUGCACCCACCCUAUUUGGUUCAAGUGAAAGCAACUGAUCUAGAUCGUCGUCCCCUAAAUGCCGAGAUUCGGUACUCCACAAACAGUCCAAACUUUAUAGUUCAUCCCCUAAGUGGUACGAUAUACCCUGGCAAAUCGGCAUUGGUUGAUGACAAACCAGUAACUUUUGAAGUCAUUGCAAAAGAUAGAGCUGGAGGGGAUAAUUCGCUAUCUGCAAUCCUUCGAAUUCAGGUUGUACCUUUAAGCAAGGGUCAGUUAACGCUACUAAACGUGCCUGGGAUGGUACUUGAGGAUAUUGACGAGGUCAUAUCGUCACUGUCCGAUAAGUCUAAAAUGAAGAUUAGAUACCUAAAGACUACAACUGUUUAUCCUCCCUUUGACGCUGGUCGUAGUAUACUGAAUUUAUUGACGUUUGGAGCUACAAAAAGUGAAUCUGAUCACUCUCUCAGUAUUGUUAUAUAUGCCUUUGACUCCAAUAAUGAAGUCAUACCUACGGAAAAAGUUCAGAGCAAUCUGAGUGGAAUGGAAAACAUAGUGGUCGAGUCAUGGAUCCCUUCAGCGGAUAGUGAACCUGUCAAUAACACUGGAUUCAUAGCAGCAAUAGCCGUGCUUAGCGUUCUAGUGGUUGUACUUCUAAUUGGAAUAGGUUUGCUAUACUUCUUUAAAAUACGCAAAAUUAGCAAAGGUGGCGCACCUUAUCGCAAUCUUAGUCACAUAGACACCGUGACAAAAAAAUCGGUAGAAGACGAAAACCCAAGCGAAGUCCUGCCAAAAGCGCGGUCAACAGGAUUUGGUUUUAACUCACAACCGCCCGAAGAUGACAGUUAUAGUAACGAACACAACGGUUACUUCGAUUUUUUAGAUUCAGAAAGGUCUUCCGUUCAACCAUCGGUAAAGAGCAACGAAAACAAGUUAGAUAACGUGGUUCCUCAACCAGAUCUACAACGGGGUGUUGACAGUUUAUCGGCGCAACUAUUAAAGAAGAUCAAUGAGAGGGCCCGCGAAGACACUCCAUCGGAGACGGACGUCGACGAAUUGAAGGAUCAAAAGAAAUCAGUUAGUUUUAAACCAACAGUGCAAAAGAUAAACAUUGUAGUUGAUGAGGAAAAGAAUGAUAAUGAUAUUGGUAACAAAUUGUAAAUAUCUUUGGGUAGUGUCUCCGCAUCAGACCUCCUAGUAGUAUUAAUUUAAUGCAUUGUUGUUAAUUAUUUUCGUAAAACAAUAAAAACCAAUAUAUCAUUA